Messenger RNA from Aureobasidium melanogenum CBS 110374, 465 nucleotides. Its product is annotated as Copper, zinc superoxide dismutase. Gene Ontology annotation, molecular function: copper ion binding; superoxide dismutase activity. Bases 1 to 465 code for a protein of 154 amino acids. NCBI's taxonomy places the organism in Eukaryota, Fungi, Ascomycota, Dothideomycetes, Dothideales, Saccotheciaceae. The transcript has 4 exons. Gene Ontology annotation, biological process: removal of superoxide radicals. The record is from RefSeq and is a predicted model, not a curated record.
AUGGUCAAAGCAGUUGCCGUCCUCCGUGGAGACUCUAAGGUCUCCGGUACCGUCACCUUCGAGCAGGCCUCUGAGGGUGCUAACACCACCAUCUCCUGGGACAUCACCGGUCACGACGCCAACGCCGAGCGUGGUAUGCACGUUCACGCCUUCGGUGACAACACCAACGGCUGCACUUCCGCCGGCCCUCACUUCAACCCUCACGGCAAGACCCACGGUGCCCCCGAGGAUGACGAGCGCCACGUUGGUGACUUGGGCAACUUCAAGACCGAUGCUCAGGGCAACUCCAAGGGCUCCGUCACCGACAAGCUCAUCAAGCUGAUCGGCCCCGAGAGCGUCCUCGGCCGCACCAUCGUUGUCCACGCUGGCACUGAUGACCUCGGCAAGGGUGGCCACGAGGAGAGCAAGAAGACCGGCAACGCUGGCCCUCGCCCUGCUUGCGGUGUCAUUGGUAUCGCCUCGUAA